Molecule: messenger RNA, 264 nt
Organism: Mesorhabditis spiculigera
Lineage: Eukaryota; Metazoa; Nematoda; Chromadorea; Rhabditida; Rhabditidae
Source: the annotation of a GenBank genome assembly
AUGACGAAAUCCGGCGCCGACGGCGACAAGCACGUGCGGAUCGGUUUGGUUAAAGGAGUGACAGCCGAUGAAGCGGAAGAUGACCAAUGGAAACGUCAUGAGGAGCUGACACGGCUUCGCGUCAUUGUCGCAACACCGUUUCCGAUACCGGGCAGGAAGGUGGCUGGAUUCAGGAAAGAAGAUGACCCCAACAAACCGAAGCAUUGCAAUCGCAGCCGAAGGCGCAGCUUCUCCGACUUGAUCAGGUGGACUAGCUUUGCCAUU